Lepus europaeus (European hare) is the source of this 3271-nucleotide messenger RNA. Its product is annotated as guanylate-binding protein 5-like. The transcript is spliced from 13 exons. The record is from RefSeq and is a predicted model, not a curated record. Gene Ontology annotation, molecular function: GTP binding; GTPase activity. The coding region runs from base 254 to 2329 and encodes 691 amino acids. Lineage: Eukaryota; Metazoa; Chordata; Mammalia; Lagomorpha; Leporidae.
CUGUCUGCUGAUGUUGCUGGGAAGAGGAUGGAACUUCCCAGAGUUGGGUAAUGAUGAAGUUAUAUUAGAAAUCAGGAUCUCUAAACUAGGGUACAAGAGUUAGAUUUACCAGUUCUUGUUGAAGCAGCUUCUUACCAAGUCCUCAUCAAAGCAGCUUUCUUGCCUUCACUGAAAGCUCUCUGCUUUCUGUUGAUUUUAUUGCUACAGUUAAGAUAAUUAUUGAAGAUCAUCACUACAAAGUAACGUCCUGGACAUGGCCUCGGAGAGCCUCAUGGCAGAACCCCUGUGCCUCAUUGAGAACACCAAUGAGCAGUUCAUGGUUAAUGAGGAGGCCGUGCAGAUCCUGUCUGCCAUUACACAGCCUGUGGUGGUGGUGGCUAUCGUGGGCCUCUACCGCACGGGCAAGUCCUACCUCAUGAACAAGCUGGCUGGGAAGAAGAAGGGCUUCUCAGUUGGAUCCACCGUGCAGUCUCACACUAAGGGCAUCUGGAUGUGGUGUGUGCCUCAUCCUGAGAAGCCCGAGCACACCCUAGUUCUGCUUGACACAGAAGGUCUGGGUGAUGUAGAGAAGGUUGACAACAAGAAUGAUACCCAGAUCUUUGCAUUGGCGAUCCUACUGAGUAGUGUCUUUGUAUACAACACCAUGAACAAAAUUGACCAGGGGGCUAUCGACCUGCUGAACCAUGUAACAGAACUGACAGAUCUGCUAAGGGUCAGAACGUCACCUGACCUAAAUGAGGUUGAAGACACUGCUGACCUGGUGAGCUUCUUUCCAGACCUGGUGUGGACUCUGAGAGAUUUCUACCUAUGCCUAGAAACAGACGGGCAGCUCAUCACAGCAGAUGAAUACCUGGAAAACUCACUGAAGCUGAAAGAAGGAACUGAUCAAAGAACUCAGGCUUACAAUUUUCCUCGUAAGUGUAUAAAGAAGUUCUUCCCAACAAGGAAAUGCUUUAUUUUUGACUUACCCACCAAUCAGAAGAAACUUGCCCAACUUGAGAUACUGCAUGAUGAUGAGCUGGAAUGUGAAUUUGUGCAACAAGUGCAAGAAUUUUGUUCCUACAUCUUUAGCCAUUCCAUGAUCAAAACUCUUCCGGGAGGUAUCAAGGUUAAUGGACCUCGUCUAGAGACCCUGGUGCUGACCUAUGUCAAUGCCAUCAACAGUGGGGAUCUUCCCUGUAUUGAGAACUCAGUCCUUACCUUGGCCCAGGUAGAGAACGCAGCUGCAGUACAAAAGGCCAUUGCCCACUACGACCAGCAGAUGAGCCAGAAGGUGCAGCUGCCCACAGAAACCCUCCAGGAGCUGCUGGACCUGCACAGUGCUUUCCAGAGAGAAGCCAUCGAAAUCUUCAUGAAGGACUCCUUCAAGGACAUGGACCAAAAGUUCCAGAAGGAAUUAGAGACACAACUAGAUGCAAAGCGUGAUGCCUUUUGUAAACGGAACUUGGAAGCCUCAUCGGAUCUUUGCUCAGCUCUGCUUCAGGAUAUUUUUGGUCCCCUAGAAGAAGCAGUGAAGCAGGGGACUUAUUCAAAACCAGGAGGUCACAAUCUCUACCUUCAGAAGACAGAAGAGCUGAAGGCAAAGUACUAUCAGAAGCCCAGGAAAGGGAUACAGGCUGAGGAAGUUCUGCAGAAGUAUUUAAAGUCCAAGGAGUCUGUGAGCGCUACAAUUCUGCAGACAGACCAGGCUCUCACAGCCAGAGAGAAGAAGAUGAAAGAGGCACGCAGGCAAGCGGAGGCGGCAAGGGCUGAAGCAGAAAGGUUGGAGGCCGUUCAACGGGAGAACCAGCGGCUGAUGGAGGAGCGGGAGAGGCGCCACCAGGAAGAGGUGCGGCAAAUGGAGAUGAACAGAGCACGGAUGUUGGAAGAGCAGCGGAGGGCCAAGGAGCGCCGGCUCCAGAUAGAGUUAGCAGUGAGAAAGAAAGACAGAGAGAAAGGUCUUCCCUCCAUUGGUUCACCCCCCAAAUGGCCACCACGACCGGAGCUACGUCGAUCCGAAGCCAGGAGCCAGAUGCUUCCUCCAGGUCUCCCACGCGGGUGCAGGGGCCCAAGCACUGGGGCCAUCCUCCACUGCCCUCCUGGGCCACAGCAGAGAGCUGGACAGGAAGAGGAGCAUCCAGGACUAGCACCUGGUGCCCAUAUGGGAUGUCGGCACCACAGGCGGAGGAUUAUCCAAGAGGAGGCUGCAAUGCUGAAUGCAAAACUCCAAGCUGAACAAAGAAGGCUUGCACAGCAGAUACUGAAGUGGCACAAGACUUCCAGAUCUGUCAGCGUUAUUGUACCUCACCCAAAAAUGAACAUUGGAGCUUUCUUUUCACCAAAGAGAUAAAGGAACAAGAAACUGUAUAUGUUUAGAAGUCAACAAUUAAAUAAUUUUAUAGAAAGUUUUAAGGUUAUGGUGCUGGUAACUGAUGAAACAUGUAUCUCAAUAAUUCAAAUGAUGAUAACUUCCUUGAAGAGAUUAUAAAUUAUACAACAAGGUGAUUUUAUCGCUGCCUUCAAUUAGGGGUGAUACUGGGUUACAUAAGGAGCAGCUUUCCCUUGCAUCCCAGUGCCACCUGUCUAAUCUUCCACAUUUCUGUCAGGGCAUUUUCGUUAUGGAAAAGGUGUUACCCACAUAGACUCAGUCCAAUAGAACUUGAUCCAAAUCUUAGGCUCUGUUGGACCUCACUCCUGUUUGUGGGCAUGUGCUGGAAGCCAUCAGCAGGAAGCACCAGUGACAUUGUGGGAGUCGUGUGGAGUUCUCCUGGUGGAGAGCACUGUUCCAGGACCCCUGAUGUGAUUUGUCAACUGUGCCAUUGGUCACCCGUACAGAGACACUGCAGGCUGAAAGCACGUGAUAUCUCAUGAGAUGGAUAUCUUGUGGAAGGUGAAAGGAACUACAACAUGAAGAUGGUGUUGUAAGCUUAAAGGCUAAAGAAUUCUUUUCUUUUUGUUUGCCUUCAAAAAGGGCAUAACAUUAAUAGACCACUUGAUAAUUGGAGCCAAUUUAUUUAGUACCUAAUAAAUUUGUCUUCCAUGUUUAUUAUUCUUAAGAUCUGGUAAAUAAGUGGUGUAUAGACUGCUGUAUAAAGUGCUAGAAGGUCUGGUGAAGCUAAUCUAAUUUGAUGUUUGCCUAUAGUAUCAAUAUUAAAUAAUCUUAACUUUGUAGUUGUAUGUAAAAACCACUGAUUUUCCCCCUUAAAAUUAUAGAUUAUGUGUCUUUUUCAAAAUUGUAAUCACAAGACAUUUCAAACACCAAAACUCAGUAUUAAUUUGCCUUAUUUUUCUU